Molecule: messenger RNA, 5424 nt
Organism: Perkinsus marinus ATCC 50983
Lineage: Eukaryota; Perkinsozoa; Perkinsida; Perkinsidae
Product: ubiquitin-protein ligase, putative
Exons: 41
Coding region: 1-5424 (1807 amino acids)
Biological process (GO): protein polyubiquitination; positive regulation of protein catabolic process; proteasome-mediated ubiquitin-dependent protein catabolic process
Molecular function (GO): ubiquitin-protein transferase activity
Source: RefSeq, a predicted model, not a curated record
AUGAGUCGUGCUGCACCAACAGAAGAGGGAACGGAAGAGGCUGGUAGUGAUCCUGAGAGUAACCCUGUGGAGGAGGAGGAUGUCCGUCGAGCUGAUGAAUUCACGUUGGACAUGGAGAAGUUCAGCGCACAUGGGAGUGGGUGGAAGGCUUAUGCGGAUAAAGAAGAGGUGAUAGCAUGCAGUAAGGAUGUUGCCAGUGAUGUUAUGGCUCGAGCGCUCGUCCUUGGGGAGAAGGGGAGGACCCAAUCGAUCAGCGCGCAGACUCACAUAGCGGAUGUCUGCGUGAGACUCACUGGAAACAAGCUCAUCAGACUGGGCCCUGUUCCAGAGGAGGCCGAUAAGAGUCUCGAUCUGGCUCGGCUGAAUUGCCAUCAUAUAGCUAGGGUUUGCUUGGAUGCAGUGGUUGACGCGAAUUCCUCAGAGAGGCUUAUAAGUUGUCUACUUGGCAUGCCCAAUGGUCGGGACACGAUGCUAUCGUUGACUAAGGCUUUGGUUAGAGUGAUGGAGAGGACCCCUCUGAUGGACCCUAUGCAGAGCCAGGCUCUUCUCAUGUGCCUGUCGGAGACCACUAGAUACUACCAGUGUGCUGUGGAGGUCCUUAGUACUGGCGGGCUGUGGAUGCUGCUGACGUUACCACAAAUUUCAAGUUACCCUGGCAUGCUCGCACAUCUUAAAACGGUGAUGUUGAAUAUUUGUCGGGAUGAUGAUUAUAUAGUUAUGGCGGAGGCUAAGCCUAUCGUGUUGCGGUAUUUGGCUACUCAUAAUGAUCAUGUUCGGGCGAGUGAUGGGAGACCAUGGGUGAAGGGGAGGGACAUUGUGGAGGCUCUAGCUGAGAAGCUGGGUCCGGUUUGUAUUGGUCGCGAUGUUGGUGACAUUAUAAAGCGGACUUUGGCGAAGUACACCAAGUAUUGUGAUUCUGACGAGGGGUGGAUCGCUCUACGAGAUGAGGUAGUUGAAGAGGCGAAUGGAUUGGGGGACCAUCCGGUGACAGAGUCGAACUCGACGGAACCGCCGGAAAUGGCAAUUCCACAUAACUUGGCAAAGACUGUGUCAACGCUGCUAGUGGCCCUUCGUGUGUGUAUGAUGGGGCGUGGUAUUGGCCCGGCGAUGAGUACGAGUGCUGCUCAUUAUCAGAGUAAUGAAGAGGCUGCUUAUGCUGCAUCGGGGGAGGCUAAGGUGGCCAAUGGAGCUGAGCAGCUGCUCUUCCUCAUCAAUAAACUGUGCCAAACUCUUGAUGUGAAGCACGCUCUACCCCGCCUCGAUUUCGAGCCGGUCAUCCCUGAGAGGUUCCUAGCUGAGGGAUCAACACCAUUGGUGUCGUCGCCGACCGACUGUUUCUCGUGGAUGGCAGCAGAGACGGGCAGUUGCUUGCUGGAGUUCAUAGGUGAUGGCUUGUAUGCACUUUCUGCAGUAGUGGGAGACCAUACGGCACUCAACCAAGCGAGUCUGUGGGCGGGCGCUAUGGCUCAGGAGUGGCUGUUUGUGGCCGUGCUGAAUUCUGAGCGGAGCGAAGCGGUGGUGAGGCAGAUUUCGGAUGUCCUUUGGAAGAGUUUAUCGGAGGCAUUUGGUGGUGAUGGGGAAAAGGGCAUACCUAAGGUGGAUGUGAUGAUACCUCGGAGGCACCAAUCGUUGAAGGCGACUGAGGGUAAGGAGGAGGAGGAGGAGAAGACGACUGCCAGUGAGGGAGCUGUUGAGGCUGCGAGGCUGAUGGCUCGAGCAUAUCUCAUAUAUAGUAUGCAGUUGACGAAGUGCAGAGGAGAGGAUGGUAUAGAGCAUUUCGUCUUGGACGGUCGAGUUCAGCUGCCGGGCGCUGACGAGGUCCAAGCGUAUCAGCUUGAGAGAGUCCAAGAGGUGAAGGGCUGGUUGGGGGAGGCGCUUGGGGUCCUACAGCUUGAUCAGCCCUAUAGCCCUUUUGUCGCGGAGAGUAUGUUGGAGCCUCUAGUACCGUUGACGAGGUGUCCGGAGUUCCCCGAUGGCGGGAAUGUUGUACCGAAGGGGGAGCAGGAAGGGAUUGCUCGGGCCGAUUCGGUUGGUGAUUCAUCUGGAAAUUUGUCACCGCGCCACGAAAAUAUGGAGGAGGCGGUAGAGGGCAUGCCGGCGGCCGCAGCAGCAUCACCAGCAGUGGGGGAGCAGGAGCAGCAGAUCCAUGUGGAGAUAUUGGAGGAGAUGGACGAUGGGGACGAGGGUCCUGGCGUGGGGCUGGCUGAUAGCAUACUGGAUGAGGAGGAGGCUGAUAGGUCUAGUGUUGACGACGCCAUGGAGGUGGCCCCACUGACGGUGGCCCCAGCUACAGUGCAAGGUGAGGAGGAGAGCUCGGGUGGUGACGCUAUGAUGGAGGCAUCAGAACAGCCUAGUGCUGAUGACGAUGAGGAGGAGGAAGAAGAGGAGGAGCCGCUUUUCGAGGCGGCGGAGUUUAUGGGAGAUGUUGGUGUUGACGGCGAACUGCGGGAUGUGGGCAUGGGAGAGAUGGAGGAUAUGGACUUUGAGGACGCUCUUGCUGGCAUGAUGAUGGGGGACGAUGGUGAAGAUUCCUUUUUCCAUAUAGGGGGUAGUGAUGAGGAUGAAGAGGAGGAUAGGGCGCCUGGGGAGCACCCACUGAUAGCGCGCUCACAUACUGGCACAAGUGUCCAACAGCAGCCGUUAGGGAGUGUCGUAGCGGCUCGAGUGGGCGAGAGGUGGAGGCAGUCUGGAGUGUUGCCACCGGCGCGAGCUAAUAUUGAGGAAACGGUGUUGGGGGUAGCGGAGGCGGUGGAGCAUAUGGCUGAGGAGGAGGUGGCUGUUGCCCCAGCACCUGUGGUGGAAGAAGGUGUACACCAACAAGAGGAGGAGGAGGAGGAUGAUGAGGCUAGGGCCGACAUGGAGAUGCCUUGCACUAGACUCCUAGGGCAGCCCGACCAUCCUCCGUUCCCCAGGCUGUACGAGGUCCCUAGUGGUGAUGAUCCGGCUAAGGUGAGGAGCACUAUGACCUCCCGUCUGCUGGUGGCUGUUGAAUUUAUCCUCACCUGGGUGGUGUCGGCGUCGACUACUGGAAAGGCUCCGAGUGGUAUCGAGUUGUUGAUCGAUUUGGUGUCCUCGUCACUUGUGGAUGCAUCUGCUGUGACCCUCGGGAACCUCUUGCUGCUGUUGUCGAAGCUCAUUGUGCCCUAUAGAGGGAGGCCGGCAGGGGUUACGACGACUCGAGAGGGGUCAUCCGAUGGGGCACCGAGAUCUUCUGAAGGGGAGCAAGUGGCUGCGAGGCAGAGACAGAGGGUUGAGAAGUCCCAACAGCGGUCGCGGGUGCUAAUGCAGCAUAUAUCGGCGGACGCUGCCAGGAGGUUGAUGGGAUACGUUUUUGGACCGGCCUCGGGGGACCUUGUGCAACGUCGAUCACAGGCUGCAAGGAUGGACCCGCGUUACGAGAUGAUUGGAGAUAUGAGUCUGGCAAAUCCCUUUGGCAUGGAGCGUGUAUUGCAUGAGGGCAUCGGUCUAGUAGUGGCACUUGCUGAAAGCGAUUCCCACGGUCGGCAGCUCAGAGGGGCACUGGCGGCGGAGCUCGGGCAACUUGCGGAGAGCAUCGUUGAGUUGUUGAAGGAGCCGGCUGAGUGUGAGGAAGCGAAUGAGAAGCUGCAGAGGGAAGGGCAGAGGCUGAUGCGGUUUGUGGGGGCGUAUAAGCAGGUCGCUCGGAACAAGUGUCGGAACUUGCCGGAGGAGGAAUUCGAUAUUGCCUAUAGGAACACUCUCGCAGAGUACCUCACAGGGUCAGCAUCGAACCCUGGCCUUGUCGAUCUGUGGAAGGCCCUGGAUGAGGCCCUGCUCCCGUAUGACUGUAUUGAUAUGCGACGAACAGAAGGGCAGCGGCAGCUUGAGGAGUUGAGGGCCAGAGAGGGCCCAGGAGGGGCACUCAGUGUGGACGAUGAAGAGGAGGGGGAGGAAAGAACACCGUUGGAAGAAGUAGUGGUUGCUAGCGGUGAGGAGGAGGAGGAGGUCCAAGCCAGCGAUAGCGAUGAUGAGGCUAACGGCCGCAUACCGACUAGGUUGCAUCGUAUCAUGGGUCUUCUGGAGGCCUUUAUGAUCGCCUUUGGCAGUCAAAAGGGGGGGAGCGCGAGCAGUUCGUCGUUGAUGUCGGGGAACUCGGAGGACAUUUCUCCUCCUUAUGAGAGAGAUAUGAGGAAGCUGGUGGCCUUUUUGGAACGGCACAAGAAGCCUGUAAAUGCUUGUAUAAAGAGGCCAACGGACAGCCUUACUCGAAUGCUGAUGAAUAUCAUUCGUAUAGCGCCGCAUGUGGUUGAUUUUGAUAAUAAGCGCGCCUUUUUCCAUUGGGAAAUGAAUAACAGAGGUAGGGGGGGAGGUCCUCGAAUGGGCAUGAGACCUAUCAGGCUGAAUAUUAGAAGGGAUCAUGUGUUCAUGGACAGCUUCCAUCAGUUGCGCCCGCGCACGGCGGAGGAGAUGAGGGGAAAGCUGUCGAUAGUAUUCUCUGGUGAAGAAGCAGUAGAUGCUGGAGGUGUGGUACGGGAGUGGUUUGGGAUUUUAUCUCGGGAAAUAUUCAACCCGAAUUAUGCACUCUUCAGCACAGCAGGAGGUAACUGCUCAACGUUCCACCCUAACAGUAUGUCCUAUGCUAAUCCGGACCAUCUGGCGUUUUUUGAAUUCUGUGGAAGAUUCAUUGGAAAGGCAAUUUAUGACAACCAGAGGCUAGACUGUUAUUUCACGAGGAGUUUCUAUAAACACAUGUUGGGGAAGCCGGUGUCAUGGCAUGAUAUGGAGUCGGAAGACCCUGAUUUCUAUCGGCAAAUGCUGUGGAUACUCGGUAGGCUUGGUUGGGAUGUAGCUGCGGAUAUGAAUUUUACAACAGAUCUGGACGACUUUGGCAGAGUGCGCUCGGUGGAGUUGAAGGAAAACGGUGCGAACAUAAGGGUGACCGAAGAGAACAAGAAGGAGUAUGUCCAUUUGGUAUGCCAACAUAAGAUGACCCAAGCAGUGAGGCCUCAAUUGAACGCCUUCCUCAAGGGCUUCAAUGAGCUGGUAGGUGACGUGCUGGGCCGCAUGUUUGACGAUAGAGAGUUGGAGUUGCUCAUAUCGGGGCUGCCCACGAUCGAUGUAGAGGACUGGAAGAGAAACACGGUUUAUGUCAACUAUACUAAGGACUCUGAUCAGAUAGUUUGGUUCUGGUCGGUAGUGGAGGAGUUCAACCAGCAGCAGUUAGCGACGUUCCUGCAAUUCGUGACGGGGAGUAGUCAGGUGCCUUUGGAGGGCUUUAAGGCGUUGCAGGGGAUGAGGGGACCACAGAAGAUGUCGGUCCACAGAGCGUAUGGGGCUGAUCGUUUGCCGACGGCUCAUACGUGCAUGAACCAGUUGGAUCUGCCGAACUAUGGUGAUAGGGAGACUCUUAAAGCGAAGCUCGUGCUGGCGGUUAAUGAGGCCCAUGAAGGCUUUGGCUUUGUGUAA